AUGUCCGAGGCUGUUGUUGCCGCGCCUGCCGCUCACGUUGGCGUCCCCGCCAAAAAGACGAAAACUGCGAAAAAACCCUCCGCGUCCAAGAGUCAUCCACCGUUCGCCAAUAUGGUGAUCGCGGCCAUAAAGGAGCUCAAGGAACGCAAUGGAUCCAGUCGCCAGGCCAUUGUCAAGCAUAUUAAGUCGCACCAUCCCAGUAUAACUGAGAAGGUGGUGGAGGUACAGGUCCGCCGAGCCUUGAUCGCGGGCGCGAAGGCAGGACGUCUGAUCCACACGAAGGGUGUUGGUGCCAGCGGAUCCUUCAAACUGUCGGAGAAGGCCAAGGCUCCAGCGGGUACUAAGAAGGCAGUCAAGCCUAAGAAAGCUAUGAAGGCCAAGACAGCCGUUGCCAAACCGAAGAAGGUGUCUGCCAAGCCGAAGAAGACGGCCGCCAAGUCGAAGAAGACGCCUCAGAAGGCAAAGAAGGCUUCCGUGAAACCCGCAAAGGUCUCCGCCCCUAAAGUCCACAAGCCCAAGACACCGAAGAAAAAGGUUGCUGCACACAAAAGUUCUGCAGUUAAACCAAAGAAGCCGACCGUCAAGAAGACCCCCAAGAAAUAA
Molecule: messenger RNA, 603 nt
Organism: Spirometra erinaceieuropaei
Lineage: Eukaryota; Metazoa; Platyhelminthes; Cestoda; Diphyllobothriidea; Diphyllobothriidae
Source: the annotation of a GenBank genome assembly